This is a messenger RNA of Priceomyces carsonii, 549 nucleotides long. RefSeq lists its product as uncharacterized. The record is from RefSeq and is a predicted model, not a curated record. Bases 1 to 549 code for a protein of 182 amino acids. Lineage: Eukaryota; Fungi; Ascomycota; Pichiomycetes; Serinales; Debaryomycetaceae. The transcript has a single exon.
AUGCAACUAAUCCUUCCUACGUUCGGGGCGUCCAAAUCACCACCAAAUACUAGAAAAGGAAACUUGGCUCGUUGUGAUACUAUGAAAGAGUUCUUUCAUGGCUUCUGGAAUACACAACUGAAAGAUGUUGCAAAACCGAGUGAUAAAAUCAUUACAAAAAAUUAUAAGAGCAACUCGGAUGUGAAACACGGGGGAGUUUUUUAUGACCUCUAUGAGCUACCACUCGAGAAACUUAUGUCGACAGCUUCAAAAAGUCAAUCGGAAACUGGUGAUUUGAAAUUUGCUUCCAAGGCCACAAUAAACUUUCAGAUGCCACUACUGCCACAUAUAAAAUACAGAUCUCAACUUAAUGACUCAACCUGGAGAAGGCCCCGUGAACUUGGAACAGUGAACAGCAAGCCAUUUGAUAGACAAUUGUUGCAACUUGAAAUCUACCAGUUACAACUUUUGGGUCAAAUAGUUGAUUUAUUGAAGAUUCUAGUCUUACUAUUACUAAUUUUGCAGAUAAUCUGGACUUGGUCUUGUGAGAGACACGGCCAAGAUCUAUGA